This is a messenger RNA of Cygnus olor (mute swan), 3059 nucleotides long. RefSeq names its product general transcription factor IIE subunit 1-like. Lineage: Eukaryota; Metazoa; Chordata; Aves; Anseriformes; Anatidae. Gene Ontology annotation, biological process: transcription initiation at RNA polymerase II promoter; transcription open complex formation at RNA polymerase II promoter. The record is from RefSeq and is a predicted model, not a curated record. Gene Ontology annotation, cellular component: transcription factor TFIIE complex. The coding region runs from base 1495 to 2763 and encodes 422 amino acids. The transcript is spliced from 5 exons.
CAUGAAUAACAGCACUGAGGUUACAUGGCACUUUCCCUGUAGAAAACACUCAGCGAGGAAACCCACAGGCAUUAUUCACUGUCAACCUUUCCCACAGACUAAAAUCAAGAGGUACCAGCAAGCAGUCGUGCAACUUUGCAUUUUAUAAUGUAGCAUUGUAACAAAGGAGCAUGCUCAAGAACCACUACACGGAAUGAGGUACACCUGCUUAACUGUUCCACGUGAACAUUUUUAAUUUGCAGUUGAAUAUUUAUGCCGAUUACACUUGUAUCAGCUAAAUCGUUUCCCUAUUUAAUGGAACAAAAAAGAGUAGGAAUAGGAUCUUUCACAGCAUAAGGCAUGAAACUGACCCCUCUUAUACUAUUAAUUGCAGGCAGGAGCAGGGCUAAUCUCAGGGGUUUUUUACAGUCAUCUGCUCCCCCAGUUUCUAAAUUGCUGUGUCCUACAGGCUCAGACCUUUGAACUAUUUUGAAAUCUUAAUUCUUGCUGCAGCUAAUAAUUUAUGAGUUUUCAUUUCUGGUAUUGAGUAUUUUUCAGAGGCACUACCUUCUGCUAGCCACAUUUUUGGACUCCAGCCACACAACUUGUCCAACGGAGACAAACUCCUGCGCUUUCGGGGCUCUCCAUGCACCCAGCAAGUUGGAAAAUGAGAGCUCCGGCAACAAAAGUACAAUACAUGUUAUGACACAAACCAUGUACCACAUGGGACCAACCCCCACUGUGCACAUAAAAAAAAAAAACACAUGAAAGACAUAGAUUUGAGGUCAAAUAUGAUGAUUACAGUUCUAAGAGAAUUCACUCUUCAGGCCUGGACUGUACAGCGUCUGUCAGCCUUAUUUUAGUGUUGUUUUUAACCACUGUUGUCUCACCCAUAAAAGGAAAUGAAAGGAUCUAUAAUUUUAUCUUCUAGAGAAAUACAGUGAAAAAAUUUUGUUUCUUUUGAAGACAUAAACCACCUGAAAAGAUGAACAUGCAAAAAUGUAAAAGCUAGAAAAUAAAAAAAUCUAUUUUUUUCUGAAAAUGUUCAAUUUUCCAGGUUUGUUUGAUUAUGAAAGCUUCUACACACAGAUUAUAUAAAUUACCUAUGCUACAUUUUUGUUUUGCAACAAUAAAAAGAGCUAAUUAUCGUGUUACUUUUAGUCCUCUAAAGUCAUGCUAAUGAAAACACUAAUCAGAGAUUGCAGUCACUUAAAAUUUCAGCCCUGGUCUGUUGUAGGUGUAUUUCAUUGAGCAAUAAGGUUUGUAACUUUAUUAUGAUGCAAUGUGUAUGAGGCAGAAUUAAAUCAGUUACUAAUGAAAUGUGAUUUAAGGACUCUUGCUCCAGGUGGGUGAUAAUUAGGGCUUAUCACAGAUAGGUCUAGGAAAAGGCUGGGAAAUACUUAAGCUUGUUUUGCAGCGACUUUCAGAUCUUAGGAAAGGAGUGAUCUUUCUAUGGCCUCAGCCAGAAGAUUUCUGCAUACGCAAGACUGGUAACAAUAAGUGGUUCAGCUCCUGAUGGAAGAGCAAAGCGUUAUCACCGAAGUCCCAGCAGCCUUAAAGCGCCUGGCCAAAUACAUGGUGCGUGGCUUCUAUGGAGUAGAGUACUCCUUGGCCCUUGAUGUGCUGAUCCGCUACCCCUGCGUGAAAGAGGAUGACUUGUUAGAGCUGCUGAAGUACGAACGCAAACAGCUGCGUACUGUUCUCAACACGCUCAAGGCAGACAAGUUUGUGAAGCUGCGCAUGCGAGUUGAGACUGGCCCUAAUGGGAAGAGCACAAGGCACAACUACUAUUACAUCAAUUACAAGGUGCUGGUGGAUGUGAUAAAAUACAAACUGGACCACAUCCGCCGGAAGAUAGAAGCGGAUGAGCGGGAUUCGACUACCAGGUCCUCUUUUAAAUGUCCGUCUUGCUCCAGCACCUACACGGACCUGGAAGUCAAUCAGCUCUUUGAUGUAUUUACAGAGACUUUCCGCUGCACUUACUGCAACACUGAAGUAGAGGAAGAUGCUUCAGCGCUUCCUAAGAGAGAUGCGCGGACCUUGCUAGCAAAAUUCAAUGAGCAGAUUGAACCUAUCUUUGCACUACUGCGUGAGACUGAAGAUAUUGUUCUGCCAUAUGACUUGCUGGAGCCUCAGCCAACAGAAAUCCCAGAAUUAUCAGAAAGCUUUGAUCAGAAGGUAUGUUCAAGUGUGCUGGAACCCUGUGGCAGACCUGAAAAAUGGGCCACCAGAAGUUCCUCGUUUGGCAACAUGUAUACUCAAAACUUAGUUAUUGAUGUCCAAGAUUCUGAGCCCAAGAAGAAAAAGAGAGAAAAAGCAACUAAAGAGCAACCUAUCUGGAUGUCACAGAGCACUGUGGAAGGAGCAACAACAGUCACCAACGAUACUGCUGGAGUAAAUGCUUCUGAAGAAACUGAAGAAAGUAAUAAAGAAACUAUCCCUGAGAAUGAAAUCAUCAAGACUCUUCUGAUCCAUGAAUCCAAGUCACUGUCUAGCACAGACUGUGCUCCUGUUGUCAAAAGCAAACCACCCGAAUCAGGCAGUGACACUAGCGAGGCUGAAGAUGUCAAGCACUCAAGAACAGCAUUAACAGAAGUAGGAGGCAGCAACUUUGAACAAGAGGAGGAACAGGAAACUCUAAAUCCUGUUUUAAUGGUAGCUGGUCAGCCUUACUCGUACAGUGAAGUUAGUGAAAAUCCAGAGCUUGUAUCUCUCAUGACAAAUGAAGAGAGAGAAGCUUAUAUAAAGGUAGGACAAGAAAUGUUCCAGUCUGUCUUUGAAUAAAUACUAUUAUACUGAAUAUGCAAAUGCGUAGAGUAAGGAAAGAUUUCUUUUUAAUUAAGACAAAAUUAGUUUAAGUUCUGGUCUUAAAUUUACCAUUAAUGGGUUAAAUUUUGUUUGAAUUCCUUGCUGUUAUGCAAGAUAGCACAACUAAAUGCUACCUGUAGUAGCCAACUACAGUUCAGAAUACUAGCAGUCUUAAUGCUUAGACUGUGUGAACGCUGUAAUCAGGGGUUUUGGAGCAUGAAUCAUUCCAGGAUACAAUGGAAUACAAUGAUCUGAUGAAAAUAAAGUUUCAA